GUGAUACAGCUGUGCAGUACUUCCUGAGUACCUGAGGUCACAUACUGACGCUGUGGAAGAAGGAGGCAGUCCUCCUGUCUACACAUCUCUCUCUCACCUCCUCGCAGCUCGGUCCUUUACCCACCCGACUUUAUCAAAUCAAGAUGAAAACGUUAUUUUUGUUGCUUCUCUUCUGUCACGUUUCAUCAGCAGUGAAACACACUCUAAAGUUUUUUAUAACUGCAUCCAGUGGAGUCCCAAAGAUACCAGAGCUUGUGAUAACUGCUGAGGUUGAUGGAAGUCUGGCCGGUUACUGCGACACCAACAAAAAGAUAUUAGAACCAAAACAGGACUGGAUGAAAAAAAUAUUUGAAGAUGAUCCUCAGUACUUUGAGUGGGCCACUCAGCAGUGUUUUGAGAGAAUGCCAAACAUAUUCAAAGUGAUGAUUCAUAAUUUGAAGCAGCACCUCAACCAAAGUGGAGGUGUCCACAUUUUACAGGGACUUUUAGGAUGUGAGUGGGAUGAUAAGACUGGAGAGGUUAAUGGUUUUAAUCAGUAUGGUUAUAAUGGAGAAGACUUUAUAUCUUUUGACCUGAAGACAUUGACAUGGAUCGCUCUGAAACCUCAGGCUGUCACCACCAAACUGAUGUGGGACACUGACAAAGCUAGAAUAAAAUACAAUGAGAAGUUAGUCACUGAGAUUUUCCCUGAGUUACUGAAGAAGUAUUUGGACUAUGGCAACAGCUCUCUGCAGAGAAAAGAGCUUCCCUCAGUGUCUCUCCUCCAGAAGACUUCCUCCUCUCCAGUCAGCUGCCACGCUACAGGUUUCUACCCUGACAGUGCCACACUCAUCUGGAGGAAAGAUGGAGAGGAGAUUCAUGAGGACGUGGACCACGGAGAGAUCCUCCUCAACCACGAUGGAUCCUUCCAGAUGAGUGUUGAUCUGAACCUUUCAUCAGUCACACCUGAAGACUGGAGGAGGUACGACUGUGUGUUUCAGCUCUCUGGUGAGAAGAACGACAUCGUCACCAAACUGGACAAAUCAGAGAUCAGGACCAACUGGGGCAAGACUGGGAUGAGAAUUGACAAAGAGGAGCCCAGUAACAUCACCAUCCCGAUUACUGCUACAGUGGUUGUUCUUGCUGUCGUCCUCAUUGCUGUGAUUGGAUUUAUCGUUUACAAAAAGAAGAAAGCCAAUCGCCCUCCACGUCCUCCUGAAAACAGCACUGAGCUCUCUGAGAAACUGAAUCCAGAAACAUCACGAGCAAACACACCACCCUGCACACAGUGACGUCAUGUGGGACAACAAAACAGUGAACCUAACACCUCCAGUUAAAGCAGUUUGAUAUUGUUUUGUCGUUCACUGUAAAACCUCUGAAUCACUUUAAAGCUGCAAAGAAAAUAUCUGACAAAGAGCUGGUUUCCUAUAACCAACUGUAGAUAAAGAUAAGUGAGGUUAUAAAGAGAAAAAACAAGCUAAAUAAGGCAUUGAUGCUCACAUUAGAAAAUAAAAGGAAGAAAUAAUCCUUUAAAAGCAGCCAUCUGUUAAAAUGUUGUAAGAUUGUGAAUAUUUUAGAUCUCAUUGAAAUCAGAAUCCUCAGGUACUGAUACAAUGUUAUAACCUUUGUUGAAUUGAACUUUCCAAAUAUUUCUGAUGAAGUUAAUUCUGUUUUAUGUGAUUAUUCUCUCCGUCUCUUCAGGUUUGUGGUUCAAAAAAUGACCUCUCAUGAUAUCAAACCAUUCAGGUAGAUGUGUUUGCAUUUGUGAUAACAGACAAAGUCCUGUUUGCUCAGAAUAAUCCAUUCAUUCAUAACUCCUUCUUCCAAAUAUAAAAACAAUCAAAACUUAUUAUAAAUAUUCUGCUUGUAUAUUAUUUUCAUCUGUAAUUUAAACUUUUGUUGAAAUCUUUAAAGUAUGUUAAACCUUGUGUUUGAGACUAUUUCCAUUUAUAUGUGACAUUCACUUUGUACGUAGUGUGAAACAUGUUGACGGUGGCUGUUUUCUUGGAACUUUAUGAUCAGUUAUGCACAGCGAGUUUUCUUUAGUCCAAGGUUGAUGUGAGCACACACAUGUCCUGAUGCCAGUUUAUAGGACUGACAGCUGAGAAGAGUGAUAUCACUGUACAGUUUGUGGUGUAGGAUGACUUCAGCUCAGAUUUUUGUUGUUGUUGUUGUUGUUCUUGUUGUUUUGGAAGUAGCAUAAAGGGGACGAUGGUUGGAGGGGAAACUAGCAUUUGUUGAGGGAGGUGGUGUCUUUGAGAGUGAUAAAAAGAGAGGCUGUAUUUUCACCAGUUUGUCACAAAUAGAUUGUUUUAAGAUCAUUAGUAAUGGAUGCUCUUGCUCCAAUAGAUAUCACUCGUUCUUAGUGAAGUCAGAACUAAUGAGAGGUGGAUGAAGCCGUCUGGAGCUUUGGGGCUUCAAAUGCAGCAGCACAGUGACAUCUGGUGGCAACAGCAGCCCUUCACAACUGGAGCCAAAGCACCACAACACCUCUCUGAUUUUAAUGCUUUUAGUCUCAUAGGUGUGCAAUAAAAGUCCAAGAAGCCUGUGUGUUAUCAUUACAUUUGUAAUACUGUUGUUCAAGUGCUGCAUUAAAUGUAGCAGUUUGUGUGAUAUGUUACAGUAAAAUAAUUCAUAAAAGCAUUGUCCAAAAAGCCUAGAUAAUAAAUAUUGUUACUGACAUCAAA
Molecule: messenger RNA, 2666 nt
Organism: Dicentrarchus labrax (European seabass)
Lineage: Eukaryota; Metazoa; Chordata; Actinopteri; Moronidae
Product: major histocompatibility complex class I-related gene protein-like
Exons: 7
Coding region: 144-1271 (375 amino acids)
Biological process (GO): immune response
Cellular component (GO): external side of plasma membrane
Source: RefSeq, a predicted model, not a curated record